AUGUCAAAACAUAAUAUAAUUGUUGGAGUCGUUACAAUUCUCUUUUUAGGAGCAGUCAUUGGUUUAAAUGUUUAUUCAUUCUUACCAGAUACCAAUUGGUAUCAAUUCACAUUCAGUUUAGCAUCCUCUAUAACUUUUGGUAUCAAUAGAGGUGGAUUAAUGGGAGAAGGAGGUAAAAAUAUUGAUUGGAAUACAAACUCAAAAACUGAAAAUACUCUUUACACUUGUUUUGCCUUUGUAGUUGUAUCUUUUGCAUUUGCUUGUAUUAUGCUUUUAAUUACAUUAGUUGCAUUAUUCAAACGUGUUCAUAAAAAAGGUAGAAAGGCAUUAUUUGUUAUGUCAAUCUUGUUAUGUAUUUUCAAUGUACUUUCAACUUUAUUAUUAUUAAGAUUAAACAAAGCACUCUGUGAAGAUGCCACUGAUGGUCUUUCAUUACCAUUUUCAAUGGAGAAAAGUAUUCUUGAUUCUGGUAUCUGUAGUAAAUUCAAAGGAAGUGAUUCCCUCUUUUCUUGGGGUCCAUCCAUCGGUUGGUAUUGCUCACUUGCAGCUGCAAUUGUCUCAUUUAUUACUAUUUUCUUGACUUCUUCCAUCUUACACACUCGUAAAUUCGGAUAUCAUGUCAUUCACUAA
This is a messenger RNA of Dictyostelium discoideum AX4, 630 nucleotides long. RefSeq lists its product as hypothetical. NCBI's taxonomy places the organism in Eukaryota, Evosea, Eumycetozoa, Dictyosteliales, Dictyosteliaceae. The record is from RefSeq and is a predicted model, not a curated record. The coding region runs from base 1 to 630 and encodes 209 amino acids. The transcript has 3 exons.